Messenger RNA from Paramuricea clavata, 610 nucleotides. Lineage: Eukaryota; Metazoa; Cnidaria; Anthozoa; Malacalcyonacea; Plexauridae. The record is from the annotation of a GenBank genome assembly.
AUGAGAAGCGGGGCCUCCAGUUUGAAGGCAUCGUCGAUUGUAAGAAAAAGGGAAGAAAUGGCACUAGCGCACAUGAAGGUAGAGCAGUUGAAGAUUCGGCAACAAUUUGAGAUCCAGGAACAGGAAGUUAGAAGGCAAAGGGAAUUAGCAGAAGCAGAAAUGGAAGCUAAUAUGGCGGUGGUCUCCUAUGAAAUAUUCCAGGAAAACGAGGGUAGUAUCUCAGAGAGUAAGGAGCUAGGAAAAUAUGUAUGAUGUACAGGACACUAAUGAGCCCAUUGAGCUAGUUUUAAUGAAGGAGAAAGAGAGUAAACAAAGUUACAAAAGCGAAAGACAAUCAUGUGAAGUUCUAACCGAUAGGGGAUUCCAGCACAAGGGAUUUAGAAAUGCGAGCGAAAUACAUGAAUCGAACAGUAGAAAACUCCUAGUUCAAGAAGGACAAUCGCAACCGUCCUUACAACAAUAUCAAGGGCUGCCAAUCUUGGACCACAGUUCUGCUUCUGGACUUAGAGAAACAGGAACUUUACCGUUUGGCUUACCAGCUGCGAGAUCCCAGGAACUAUUACCAAGUUUAGCAGCAACGGGCACCAGUUACAAAUGGAAGCGGGAAUAG